Messenger RNA from Aspergillus udagawae, 1875 nucleotides. RefSeq names its product fungal specific transcription factor domain-containing protein. Bases 1 to 1875 code for a protein of 624 amino acids. Gene Ontology annotation, molecular function: DNA-binding transcription factor activity, RNA polymerase II-specific; zinc ion binding; RNA polymerase II cis-regulatory region sequence-specific DNA binding. The record is from RefSeq and is a predicted model, not a curated record. Lineage: Eukaryota; Fungi; Ascomycota; Eurotiomycetes; Eurotiales; Aspergillaceae. The transcript is spliced from 8 exons. Gene Ontology annotation, cellular component: nucleus. Gene Ontology annotation, biological process: DNA-templated transcription; positive regulation of transcription from RNA polymerase II promoter by galactose.
AUGGAGCUAGAGAGGAAAGUCGAAGAGCUAACCGCAAAGCUACGUGUGGCCGAGUCGGAGCUCGCCUCCAACGACGCUCAUCAACCGCAAAAAGUUGUGACGCGCUCGAAACACGGACCAGCUCCCGUGGCAAGCGUCGAUGCAACAUCAUCGUCUAUGCCGCCAAAUGGAGCUACUCCAAGGGAGGCUUCACUGUUGCCCUAUGAACCCCAGGAGGAAGCAUGCGACACUAUCGAACACGAAAUCAGUGAGCUGAAUCACCACACCAACGGGAUCGAAUUCCACGGCAGUUCCUCAUCAGCAGCACUAAUAGGGCAUCUUCAAAGGAAUAGGGAGAAAGACCGCGCCGAAAAACGAUGGAAUUCUCGCACCUCAGAGGCGGGGUUUUCGCUGGUCUCGACGCUGCAUAAUUCCAGUUUCUCACCUUCGUGCACAGCUGGUUCUGCGCAGCCGUCGCCAAUGCAGGAUCAUAAUUAUUACUUUGAACACGCCCACGCGUUUAUCAAUGGGUACUUUGAGAAUAUUCAUUUCAUUCAUCCAUUGAUCGACAAAGAGGAUUUCAAUGCCCGGGCGCAUGCUCUGUGGUUCAAUAGGACUCGGCAGCCGGAGCCGAGUUUUGUGGCUUUGUACCUCAGUGUACUCUCAUUUGGAGCUUUGGUCCGUGUUUGGGACGAGCGGAAGCUAGGGGGAUUGACGCGGUUUGAAUGGAGUCGAAAGUUGUUCAGUGAAGUGCGGAUGUAUCUGAAUCACCUGCACUUUUCUAAUAAUCUGGACACAGUUCAGUGUUUAUACCUGAUGGCAAAAAUAUGCCAAAACGAGCUAAAUCCUAAUCUGGCUUAUAUAUACUUGGGCCUUGCUGUACGUACUUGCUUGGCUGUUGGUUUCAAUCGAGAAAUACGCAAUUCGAAGGACCAACAACGUUUGGGCUGGAUCUCGAGGACUUGGUGGGGCAUAUUCUCUCUCGAAAUUGAAAUCAGUUUCUCCGUCGGACGUCCAGACACCCUAGGUAUGGACGAAUAUCACAACCGCGCCCUCCCGGACCGCGAUGACUCCGAAUAUGCCAUUAUACCUUGGAUGGUGGACUUCGCUCAGAUCAUCCGGCGUGUAUCCGUGCAAAUAUACAACUCGCGCAUCGCCUUGCAGGAAAAACUGCAGGCCGCCUUACAUAUCGAGGCUGACCUCGACAAAUGGAUGGCUCGGCUCCCUGACCGGAUAAAGCCAGAUGUCCUGGGACACCUGCCAUCGACCGGCGCAUUGCGAGACCCCAAAUGGGCGCGCAGACAGCGGCUGGUUCUGGGGAUUCGAUACUAUAACGUGAAGAUGUUGUUGUUUCGCCCGUUUCUGAGCUACUUCACUCGCAAACAGCCACACACACCCACGGAGCUAGAAGAACCCAUCGCAAAGUGCUUGGACGCAGCGGUGAAGACAAUCGAGAUCAUAUACAACAUCUUCCGCAUCCACACAUUCUUCCGCUGCUGGUGGUACAACACAACCUACGUCAUGUUCGCAACAUCGACCCUUCUCCUUCCCAUGUCCAAGCUGGGAAUGUGUGCCGAGACAAUCCCACUUCUACAGUCUGUCGAACUGGCGGUCGAGAUUCUAGAAGCGAUGGACGAGUCCGUCGUCGCGCAGAAGUCCGUCGAGAUCAUCAAGCACUACCUGAAGGACUUCCGCGGCUCGGAACCCCAGCCCGCCCCUUCCAGUUAUAAUGGCGAUGAUGCCAGUAUCCAGGCUCGUGCAAUGCAUGAACAGGAGGAGCAGCCUGGCUUUGAUAUCCCGGAGUGGGCCUACGGUUUCGGAUUUCCCGAGUACUCGUUUGAAGGGAUUGCGAGGUUGUUAGAUGAUUUGGGCGGGCUUCCGAUGUUGGAUGCUUGA